This is a messenger RNA of Exophiala xenobiotica, 2722 nucleotides long. RefSeq lists its product as uncharacterized. Gene Ontology annotation, biological process: ubiquitin recycling; proteasome-mediated ubiquitin-dependent protein catabolic process. Gene Ontology annotation, molecular function: ubiquitin binding. Gene Ontology annotation, cellular component: nucleus; cytoplasm. The transcript is spliced from 2 exons. The record is from RefSeq and is a predicted model, not a curated record. NCBI's taxonomy places the organism in Eukaryota, Fungi, Ascomycota, Eurotiomycetes, Chaetothyriales, Herpotrichiellaceae. The coding region runs from base 97 to 2502 and encodes 801 amino acids.
CCGACCACUUCUUCCGGUUUUCUAGUUAUAAAUUUACUACGAUUCCCUCGUCGCGAACAAUUUUCAGAUGAAGUUGCAGCCACAAGUGUCGAUACGAUGAGUGGUAGUGCGCCGGAGUUCAGACUGAGUGCGACCCUCAAGGGCCACCAAAGUGAUGUUCGAGCCGUCCUCCUUCCCGACCCUUCUUUUGCAGUGACAGCGUCGCGCGACGGCACGACAAAGGUGUGGAAACGAACUUCGACCAGCCCUCCCACCUACGAUCCCACGGAAUCAUCCCAAGGUGCACAGUUCAAGACGUGCUUAGCAUAUGUUCCUCCCUCCAAAGAAUUUCAAGAUGGCCUCAUUCUCUCGUCCGGACAAGACACGCUCAUUGAAGCGAGGCAACCCACUUCAACUGCGGACGUCAGUGCAGAUGCGCUCAUGGUUGGGCACAGUCACCAAGUUUGCUCAUUGGAUGUUUGCGCCGAAGCGAACUACUUCGUGAGCGGAAGCUGGGACAGCACAGCAAAAGUAUGGGAAAUAGGCAGGUGGGAAGCUGCAUUCGAUCUACCGGGUCACACGGCGACGGUCUGGUCUGUACUGGCCUACGACCGGGAGACAAUCAUCACAGGAUGUGCCGAUCGUGCCAUCCGAAUAUUUGACGUUCGCGGCAAGAUGCUAGUCUCGUGGGAUGGGAAAGAUAUUGUCCGAGCCCUUGCAAAGCUAGCCAAGGGACACUCUACAGGAGCCGAGAUAGCCUCAGCAUCCAACGACGGUGUCAUUCGGUUAUGGACUCUGAAAGGGGACCUUGUCGCCGAACUGUUUGGCCACGAGGCCUUCAUUUACUCUCUGGCUGUCCUGCCUUCUGGGGAGAUUGUCAGUUCCGGAGAGGAUAGAUCGGUUCGGAUAUGGCAGGGAACGAAUUGUGUUCAGGCCAUCACACUUCCUGCCAUCUCAGUCUGGGCUGUGUCUACCUCUCCUAACGGUGAUAUCAUUGUGGGAUCUAGCGACAAGCUGGCUCGAAUAUUUACACGUGACCCAGAAAGAAUGGCUGAUGCGGAAACUCUGAAAGAAUUUGAAGAAUCGCUGCAAGCUUCGAGCGUACCACAACAGCAAAUGGGACAAAUUAACAUGACGGACCUACCAGGUCCCGACUUCUUACAACGAAAAGCCGGCACGAAAGAGGGUCAAAGUCAGAUCGUCAAGGAGGAGGACGGUAGCGCUUCUCUAUAUCAAUGGUCAAUGUCCCAACAAACAUGGGUCAAGAUUGGACAGGUCGUGGACUCGACUGGUUCAAGUGGGAACAAGACGGCCUACCAGGGAAAGGAGUACGACUACGUAUUUGACAUCGAUAUCGAAGACGGCAAGCCUCCUCUCAAGCUGCCUUACAAUGUUACUCAGAAUCCUUACGAAGCCGCCACCAAAUUCCUUCAAGAUAACGAAUUGCCCCUGUCGUAUCUGGAAGAAACGGCCAACUUUAUCAUCAAGAACACUCAGGGUGCCACGCUCGGACAAUCCCAGCCUGCUGGUGCAGAUCCUUGGGGUACCGAAAACAGAUACAGACCGGGCGAAGUUUCAGGCUAUCAACCACCCCCGGCUCCUGCCAAGCAGAUUCUACCGCAGAAAGAGUAUCUGCCUGUUGUCAUUGGAAAGCCAGGUGCAGCAAUGGCACAGAUCUCCAAGAAGAACGCUGACUACAAUGGAAGCGACAUGAGCUUGUCAGAGUCGGACAUUGAGAUAUUGACGAUUGUGGCACAGCAAUUGGAGAAGUACAACUUCCAAGGCAGACCGUCCCUGGCCUCAUCAGAGCUCGAAUCAGCGGCGUCAGUGCUCUUGAAGGUUGCAACUCAGUGGCAACCGCCUGCGAAUCGGUUAGCUGGGCUUGACCUUCUACGCUUCAUCGCUGCUGCCGCAAAGGAAUUCCCGGCUGCAAGUGCCGCUGGUCUUGAUGCAGUGGCCUUGAUUCUGUCAAGCGGUAUCUUCGAUGCUGACUUCCUACGCACAUACAACAAGCUGGCUAUGGUCGCCAUGCGUUUCUUCUCCAAUCUGCUCUAUGGCUCGCCGUCCGGACGAGAAUUGGUCAAAGAACACCUUGAAAGCAUUAUUGAGACUCUCAAGCCAAUGUCGACCAUUGUGACUACCGAUGUUUCUGUUGCUGUGGCACUCACGACCCUGUAUCUCAACGUGGCUGUUCUCAUCACUAGCGAUAAGACCGGCAAUGCAGAUGUCAAUGCGAACUAUGGUCUCUCUCUGGUGGAAGAGUUGACGAAAAUCUUGAACGCUUUCCCAGCCGUCAAUCAUACUGUGACUGCGAGCCCUUCGGCACAAUCGACAGAACCAGCCUACCGGACAAUCGUGGCGCUGGGUACUGUGCUUGUCGGGCUCAAGCAGGCGGAUCUGACCUCUGCGGCGAAGGAUAUCUUUGACGUUCCCAGUGCUCUCUCGCAGCUGCGGGCCAAGAAGUAUAUGGCCGAGCCAAGAUUCAAGACGGUGGUGGGAGAGAUCCAAGCUGUUCUGGGCUGACACUAGGUGAUCGGACAUUUCAACAAUUCACGACGAGCUGGCCAGUGUUGAUACGUCUUUGAGAAUUUGUUCAACAAGCAAAAGUUGAAACUGCAUAGCAGGGGCGCAUUAGACUGCAACGAGAUCAUGAGGCCCAGGCCAAGUAUUGGCUGUCUACCAAGUAUCAAUAGGUGGCUUCAGCUGCUUGUGGACAGAAAUGUGAAUAGACCAUCUCUUCAAA